Hibiscus syriacus is the source of this 1858-nucleotide messenger RNA. Its product is annotated as D-3-phosphoglycerate dehydrogenase 3, chloroplastic-like. Lineage: Eukaryota; Viridiplantae; Streptophyta; Magnoliopsida; Malvales; Malvaceae. Gene Ontology annotation, cellular component: chloroplast stroma. Gene Ontology annotation, biological process: L-serine biosynthetic process. Bases 49 to 1827 code for a protein of 592 amino acids. Gene Ontology annotation, molecular function: phosphoglycerate dehydrogenase activity; NAD binding. The transcript is spliced from 5 exons. The record is from RefSeq and is a predicted model, not a curated record.
UAACACUGCUACACACAGAGAGAAGGUGAGGGGGAGAGCCAAUCAGCAAUGUCCGGAUUAUCUUCAUGGAACCUUACCAUCUUCCCCGACACAACUCUCUCUUUCCCAUGGCGCCCUUCUCUUCCCUCUCGCCCCCUCUUUUCUCCCCCCAGAAAACGCAAAACCCUUGUAGUCCUAGCCAUGGUCUUCGGAGGAAAGCCUACCGUCCUCGUGGCAGAAAAGCUCGGUGACGCCGGUAUCCAACUGCUUAAAACUUUCGCAAACGUGGACUGCUCUUACAACUUGAGUCCCGAAGAGCUUUGCACCAAGAUUUCACUUUGUGAUGCUUUGAUUGUGAGAAGUGGAACCAAGGUUACUCGGGAAGUGUUUGAGUCAUCUAUGGGAAGGCUCAAGGUUGUGGGGAGAGCUGGUGUUGGGACCGAUAACGUCGAUAUAUCGGCUGCUACGGAACAUGGAUGUCUCGUGGUUAACGCGCCUACUGCCAAUACCAUUGCGGCAGCGGAACAUGGGAUUGCUUUGCUUACUGCUAUGGCCAGGAAUGUUGCCCAGGCCGAUGCUUCUGUUAAAGCGGGGAAAUGGGAGAGAAACAAAUAUGUUGGGGUAUCCCUUGUGGGGAAAACACUGGCAGUAAUGGGGUUCGGAAAAGUUGGUUCUGAAGUAGCCAGGCGUGCCAAGGGACUUGGAAUGCAUGUAAUUGCACAUGAUCCUUAUGCCCCAGCAGAGCGUGCUCGUGCCAUUGGCGUGGAGCUUGUGACCUUUAAAGAAGCAUUAGUAACAGCUGAUUUCAUCUCCAUGCACAUGCCUCUCACCCCUGCUACAUCAAAAAUGUUCAACGAUGAGGCUUUUUCUCGGGUGAAGAAAGGGGUUCGUAUUGUUAACGUGGCCCGUGGUGGUGUUAUUGACGAGGAAGCUUUACUACGGGCCUUAGAUGAAGGGAUAGUUGCUCAGGCAGCACUUGAUGUAUUCACAGAAGAGCCCCCUCUACAGGAGAAUAAGUUAGUUUUGCAUGAAUAUGUGACUGCAACUCCUCAUCUUGGUGCUAGUACCACAGAGGCACAGGAAGGUGUAGCCCUUGAAAUUGCUGAAGCUGUUGUUGGGGCUUUGAAAGGGGACCUUGCUGCUACCGCUGUAAAUGCCCCAAUGGUGCCUGCCGAGGUGCUUCUAGAACUUUCCCCAUAUGUUGUGCUGACAGAGAAGCUGGGUAGAUUGGCAGUGCAGUUGGUUACAGGUGGAAACGGUGUGAAGUUUGUAAAGGCGACAUAUGCCUCCUCUAGAGGUCCAGAUGAUCUCGAUACUCGGUUGCUCCGAGCUAUGAUAACCAAGGGUCUAAUUGAGCCAAUAUCUAGUGUUUUUGUGAACUUAGUGAAUGCUGACUUCAUAGCUAAACAGAGAGGACUCAGGUUAACUGAAGAGCGUAUAGUAUUGGAUGGUUCACCCGAGAAGCCACUGGAGUUCAUCCAGGUUCGAAUUGCCAACGUUGAAUCUAAAUUUGCUAGUGCAAUGUGUGAUUCGGGUGAGAUUACGGUGGAAGGAACGGUGAAAGACGGGAAACCCUAUUUGAGCAAAGUUGGAUCCUUUGGUGUUGAUGUAAGCCUUGAAGGAAGUAUUAUACUGUGCAGGCAGGUUGAUCAACCUGGGAUCAUUGGGAAGGUGGGGAGUAUACUAGGUGAGGAAAAUGUAAAUGUAAACUUCAUGAGUGUUUGUAGGAUUGCACCUGGGAAACAAGCUGUGAUGGCCAUUGGUGUGGAUGACGAACCCAGCAGAGAUGCGUUAAAGAAAAUAGGAGAAAUAUCAGCUGUGGAAGAGUUCGUGUUCCUAAAGUUGUAACAACAUGUUACUGUUCAGGAAAUGUAGUUUU